Molecule: messenger RNA, 4724 nt
Organism: Nymphalis io (European peacock)
Lineage: Eukaryota; Metazoa; Arthropoda; Insecta; Lepidoptera; Nymphalidae
Exons: 18
Coding region: 501-3224 (907 amino acids)
Biological process (GO): carbohydrate metabolic process; ATP generation from poly-ADP-D-ribose; regulation of DNA repair
Cellular component (GO): cytoplasm; nucleus
Molecular function (GO): poly(ADP-ribose) glycohydrolase activity
Source: RefSeq, a predicted model, not a curated record
GCGGGGAUGGGGUAUUGAGCUUCGGACGUACGGCGUCGUAGGUCGUGACGCGACGCCGAUGACGUCACUUGCGCGGGUGGAGGGUGCGACAACCGAUCAGGGUAGUCGCCCCACAGUGAAAGUCGGCGUCAGUACGGUCCGUACCGACAACUAAAUUACACGACGCGCUUACUAUUUUCUCUAUGUACGCCGAAAAUAUAACCUAUAAACUUUUUGCAGCGUUAUAUCAGUGGUACACGCCAAUGCACGAAAGCUGCUAAAAAUAGUCGGGGUUCGCGCGCUCGCGUCGCCCGCAACCGGCUCUCGUUUUCACUACUCAUACUAUUUCUGUCUAUAGAAAAGCUAUAAGGUAAUCUAUGCAAAGGAAAGUAGAUGGACUCCUGUGCAGACAAUGAAAAAAGUGCGAAAAAAAUACCGAUAGUCGCGAAGCGACAGUGUCCCCUUAUGUUGUUAUAGUGCAGUGACUAAACUUAAAGUAUAACGACGCACACGCUGAAAAAAUGGCGCUUGUUAUGUUACCAUGCGACCUGCCAUGGUGGACUUCUGUGCAACGCCAUCUCAAACAUUUGCUCGUGGCUUCCUCACCUGCAAAAUUAAUGGGCAGCAUGCUUAAAAUUCAUGAUAUGUGCAAUAUUGGUAUAGAUCCUGAUGACGACGUCAAAGACCCAGAACUUAUGAAGGGGUUGGAAGAAUUUAUAGAAGAGGAAAUGACAGAGGAGGAAAGGCGGAACUUUCUAGACAAUACAAUACGUAUCAUGGUGAACAAAGCACUACAUUUAAAAAGAUGGCGCCCACCGAAAGGACUCAUGUUUAGUUUACAGCAACAAAGUGAUGUGACUGAACUUGAUUAUAAUUUCCUUUCUUCACUCGUUGCUCACGCAUUCUUCUCUACUUUUCCAAAACGCACGCUCAAAACACAUCCAACGUUGCAAGAUUUCAAUUUUACGCAUUUUUUUAAAAAUUUACACAGAAAAUCGCAAAGAAAUAAAUUAAAAAGCUUGCUUCAUUACUUCGAAUGGCUAGAUAAAAAUAGCAACGAAGGAUCCAUUAAAUUAAGUAGACAGGUUAUGACAUCAAAGCAGUGGUUGACAAUAGAAGACUGGUUGGAAUGUACACUUCCCUUGUGCAAGUUGUUGGUCAGGCACGAAGGUCGGCCCGAGCGCUGCGAGAACGAUGAAGCGUUAAAAGUUUGCUUCGCAUCUAGUCGUAUUGGUGGUGAUGCACUCCUUGAUGGGGAGUCACAGGAAUCCCUUACAAUGUUCAUGAUGCCGGAAUUGCUACCCGCCAUGCUUUCCGUUGAAGCUCUUGAAGACAACGAAGUUUUAAAAGUAGAAGGAGUUAGAAUGUUUAGCAGAAUUAGUGACAAACGACAAAAAAAUAACGUGGAGCUACUUGAUGAACCAAAAACGGUUACAGUUUGCCUUAUGGACGCUGAGGACUACAGCGCGCUGCCUCUUGGUCAAUGGGAAGAAGACAAUGUACUUCGAGAGCUAAACAAAAGUUUAUUAGCUUUUCAACAAACUCCUAUGAAAUGUCGCGAUUCUCAAAAACAUGAAAGGCGACUAUCACCUAUUGGUGAAUUCUUCAGCCAAACACCACCAGAAGUUGAAACGACGGUUAUGAUAAAGCAAGCGUCUUCAUCAAGUACGAUAAACAGUAUAAGCAGCAGGAGUCCAUCGCCGCAACACUACACCGCAACAGAACUAAACUUGAAUGACCCAAGUGUAGAGUUACAAAAACGUAAAUGCUGGUUGUCUCCUGAUGCUGGCACGUUAAAUAACCGACGAGGUAGGUUCAUCGUGCUAGGCUCGUCCGGCGAGUGUCUACCCGUCACCCGGACCGCACACCCUAACCUCGACACACAGGAAGACAGUCUCUAUUCGAGCUGCAACUCUAGUGACGAUGAAUUCCACAGUGCCAAUGAUAGCUUCGAUUAUGGUAGCGAAGAUGAGGGUAGAGGGGAAAGUGCACGUCCAAAUUCAUUCCAAUAUUCCAAAGAACUUUCUACCGAGGAAAGAAGAAUUAGUUUCGCUGACAGACUGCGUGAAGCUCUCCGAAGGGAAGCUGAAAACUCUUGCACCACAAGCACCACUGGGGACUGGUCCACUGACAGUUCUAGUUAUGCUGUCGGUAUCAGCAUAUCUGGAGCUGAAGUUAAUGACAAUGACAUCAGGGUAAAACGAGGCGGCUCCGUCGGAUUCGUGUUAACGGAGAAAGAAAAUUUGGAAAAUGGCAACAGGCCACCUCGACUUCUUUCCAGGAAAGAAACUGGAAACAGUUCCAAGUACAGUUUUAGUACUGAAUAUACUUCAGAAUUAGAAGAAGUUUAUGAACAAUUUAACCAGUGGCUGAAUGAUCCCAUAGUGGAUAACGAUAGCUCAGAAAAUAAAAAUAGGGAACUGGACUCGCGAGAUUUGGCUGUGAUUAGAUUCGCUGGGUCACUUUUGAAACGAACGCUGAGCGAGUCGAUGGCGAGCGGCGGGGGCGACGGCGCGGACGCGGUGGAGCUGUACGGCCGCGACUCGCGCGAGCGCAGCGCGCCGCGCCGUCUCGCUCUCGCCGCGCGCUCUCUGUCCCUCGAGCUCGCGCGACAUCGCCACCGUCUAGCCGCGCAUUUGAAACGUAAAGUAAAAGAAUCGAUACCAGAGGAUUUAUUAGAAACGAGUACAAACAACAAUACAGAGAACGAAUCAAAUGAUAACGAGUCGAGGUCCAUCAGCUCCUCAACCGAAACUUGUUCGACGCAAGUGUCGAAUCCGAUUAACAGAAAGAAAAAGUUAAAUUGGGUAGUAAACAUGAUAGUCGAAACGAUAGAAGAAACGGUCGAAUGCGAACCAGUCACGAUAAAAAUAAAGAAACCAAAGCUAAACCAACUAGCUCAUAAGAUAGUAACGGGCGGGUCGUGUCGUCCCGUCGCUACCGGCAACUGGGGCUGCGGGCACCGGCAGCGAGGACACCCGCAACUCAAACUACUGCUACAGUGGUUGUCUGCCAGUGUGGCUGGCGUGCCAGCGCUCAUCUAUUACACAUUCGGGAAUGAUAAAUUGUUUAAACUGGACACAUUGGUAAGGGUGCUUACAGAUAGAAAAUGGACAGUUGGUCAGCUGUCACGAGCCGUUCUUAAAUUUUCGCGGCAAACUCUACACGAACCGCACGUCAUUCCCGAUAAUCAUUCACUCUUCGAUGAACUAAUCGGUAUCGAAAAAGUUCCGGAUAAUUUUUGAAUCGUCUUCUAUUUCACAUUUAUUGCAAUUUGUAUCGGCAUUCUAAAUUCUAUUCACACUAUAAUGGUACAUGAUGAUUUUUAUGAUAACCGUUUGUUUAUUGAAAGAAUUAUUUAAAUUUUUUAUUAGCAAUAGUAACAAAUUCUUUGUUAACAACACUAAAAACAGUCAAAACGUCCAAAAAUUUAAAUUUGCUAAUUAUAUCAUCAUAAUUUUAAUAUUUAAAUAAAAUAUCAAUAAACUUCAAUUAUUCUUACAUUUAAUAUAAAUUUAUAUUAGAAAUGUGAGAGUAAUGUUUAUUGCUUCUUACAAAUUUACUGAAUUACAUAAACGUUAGUGAAAUUCAUUAUUGAAAUAAUAAUGAAUUUGAUUACUUUUGCUAAUAGUAAAUGUGAUACAUUCACACUAUGGUAUUUAUGUUAUCUGUAAUCGAAGAGAAUAAAUGAGAAUGACAUACAUUCUCAUUUUACAGACACAUAGUAGAGCCGAAAUGGCUCAGUAAAAAUAGAACGUCGAUCUUAGCCUAAGAUUGCGAGUUCGGGCGAGCACAUGUUGAUUUAUCAUUUUCUUUAUUUGUUUGAGUUUAUAAUCCAUCUCGUGUUAGGCUACAAAGGAAAACAUCGCGAGGAAACCUGCAUGGUCUGAUUACAUUCUUCCACAUGUGAACAAGCUUCACAUUCAGAGGAAAUGAGAUGUUUGCAGCAGUGAGCCUGUACGGGCUGACAUAGUAUAUUUAAAUUUUUUCGCCUGGUAUUACCCGAGCUCAAUAUAAUAAAUAAUUACAUCUUUCGAUGCAUUUAUUUCAAAUAUCGUAAUUAUAUUAUUAUUAUAAACCUUAGAAUACAUAAUAUUAAAAAAACUAAUUAUGUGAUUAUGGCAGCUGUGGCUUAAUUAUACGAUGUUUGUGCAAUUUGAAGUAGAUUAAAAUAAAAACUACUUAAAAGCAAUAUUAUAAUUGAAAUUUAAUAUUUUUGUACAAAUAAUAAGUACAACUUGCGUGUAACGAUUUAUAUCGUAGGAUUUUUAUGAAGUUAUUUGAAAUAAUUAACUUGUUAAAAAAAACUUUAAAUAAAAAUUUAAUACACGUACUUUAACCUAAUUUUAAGUCAUUUUAAUAAAUCUUAUUGACCUACAUCCAUACCCUCUUCUAAAGAGUAUUCGAAUUAUCUCACCAUUCAUUUCAAGAUACGAUUGAGAAACGGAAUAUUUAUAACAGAUGAAAUAAUUAACUCGAUAAUAUCGUCUUAUAUUUGUCAAUUUUUUAACAUUAAAACCAUCGAAAAAUGACAUUAUUUUAUAUAGUUGUAAUAUCAAACAAACGGGCAUGUUAGUACUAUCAUUGAAAGUGUGUUACAUUCAAAAGGUCUUCCAUAGCAUGAAUCUCGAUGUGUCCAAAGUUUGUUAAUUUUGUGUAAUUAAUUGAAAUAACCAAACCAGAUGAUGCCAAUAAAACUUUGGGUCAUAAGUAAGUGUUUUAUUAUCCUUUCCUUGCAAUACUUA